GAGCUAGUGAGUAGUGAGUGAACCAUAUAUACUGUUAUUCUCUGAAACCAGCCACACCUAGAGAUCUAAAAUGGGAAGUCCAACAGCAGGAUCAAUUCUGAGACAACUGAGUGGGAAAGAAGCAUGGAAUUCAUCAUCAACAUCAAAGAGGUGGAAUAAGAAGAGAAUGAAUAAUCUGAAACAGAUGGAAGGGUUUAACAAUGGGAAUGGUGGGAUGAUAAUAGCAAGGAAAAGAGUAAUGGUUGUUGUAGAUCAAUCAUCAAGUUCAAAACAUGCUAUGAUGUGGGCACUAACACAUGUUGCUAACAAAGGAGAUGUGCUUACUUUGCUUCACAUUAUACCUCCUAUUAAUUAUCAUCACAGUGAUGAAGAGGAUCUCAACAAAACUCCUGAUCAAAGAGUCAUUUCUGCUACUGCUGAUGGUGAUUCUGAUUACCAUUACUAUUCUUCACCUAAUUACUUUGCUAAUUCUCUUGCUACACUUUGCAAAGCCUGUAAACCUGAGGUGGAAGUUGAGGCAUUAGUGGUACAAGGACCAAAGAUAGGUACAGUUAUGAGCCAAGUUAAGAAGCUUGAAGUCUCUGUUCUGGUUUUGGCUCAAAAGAAGCCUACUGCUUCUCUCAUUAGCUGUUUCUGUGGCAUCAGCAGCAGUCAAGAUUUUGUGGAGUAUUGCAUCAACAAUGUAGAUUGCUUGACUUUGGGUGUGAGGAAACAGAGCAAAGGAAUGGGGGGAUAUCUCAUCAGUACUAGAUGGCAAAAGAAUUUCUGGCUUUUGGCCUGAGUUAUUAAUAUUACUAUCUUGAUAAUAAAUUCAAGUAGAGGGUGUUUGAGAGAAAAUAUGUAAUAUUAGGAUUCUUCAUCAUCAUCUCUAUUUUCUCUGUAAAAUUAUCAGUUCCUUAACCAUGACUACAUCAUAAUAUUAACUUUAGUUAAUGUAGUAAAAUGUAAGUUUCUUAUGUUUGAAGCAUUCUUGACUUGCAGUAAUGGAAUGCAUCAUUGAUUAUCCACCAGUGUUGCAU
This is a messenger RNA of Papaver somniferum (opium poppy), 1019 nucleotides long. RefSeq lists its product as uncharacterized. The record is from RefSeq and is a predicted model, not a curated record. The coding region runs from base 71 to 781 and encodes 236 amino acids. NCBI's taxonomy places the organism in Eukaryota, Viridiplantae, Streptophyta, Magnoliopsida, Ranunculales, Papaveraceae. The transcript is spliced from 3 exons.